AUGGCUAAGAGCACACGAGUCCCUGUGCUCCCAACUAACCUACGCUGGUUACGCUGGUAUCACCCCCUCCCAAAACCCUCAAAACGGGCAAAACCCGAUUUCGCCAUCUUCUCCAUAUUUUGUCCACAAAUCGAUCUGCGUAACUUUGAAGGAGAGAAAUUGAUGGCUUAUAGACGUAGUCUCACAGGGAAGCUGCUCUAUGAACAGAGGCAACGUUUUGCUCCUUCAUUUGCUUGUACUCAUCGUGAUGACGAUGAGCGUAAAACCCUGAGCGAUGCCCCCAUUAUAGGGAAUCGAAAUAUAGGUAACAAUUUCCAAGGGAGAUUUUUCAGGACCGGAAAUGAUUUCAGCACUUUCAGUGGGUCGAGAAACUUGUUCCAAGACCGGAGAUUUUUGAGUCCAGUGGGUUAUUGGCCGGUUUUUGGGAGAUACAUGUCGAGUGUGAGUGUUGGUGAAGGGGCAGUGGAUAAGAUUGAGAUUAUGAGCGAUGUAGCGGAGGUGUUUGGGGAAAAUACUGCUGAGGUGGCUGCACAGGCGGGGCCAAUGGUCAAUGAGGUGGCAAUUGCAGCUGCAGACUCGUACUUCCCAGUGGCAGCGCUCCAGUACUUGACUGAUUAUGUCCACAGUAUCAGCGGGUUUAAUUGGUGGGCAUCAAUUGUUUUGACAACUCUUUUGAUUCGAAGCAUUACUCUUCCUCUUAUGAUAAAUCAGCUGAAAGCCACUUCAAAAUUUACUCUUUUGAGGCCACGGUUGGAGGAGAUCAAAGAAGAUAUGCAAAAUAGGGGCAUGAGUCCCUCAGCUGUUGCUGAAGGUCAGGCACAGAUGCAGGCACUAUUCAAGGAAUAUGGUGUGACGCCAUUUACCCCGAUGAAGGGACUUUUUAUUCAAGGUCCCAUCUUUGUCAGUUUUUUCCUUGCUAUUUCAAACAUGGUGGAAAAGGUUCCUUCUUUUAAACAGGGCGGAGCAUUUUGGUUUACCGAUUUGACAACUCCAGAUAGCAUGUAUAUCUUUCCAGUUUUGACGGCAUUGACAUUUUGGAUAACAGUGGAGUGCAACGCUCAAGAAGGUCUAGAAGGAAAUCCUGCUGCUAAAACUAUCAAGAAUGUUUCGAGGGUCUUUGCUGCCCUAUCAAUUCCUUUUACCGCAGGUUUUCCCAAGGCUAUAUUCUGUUAUUGGAUUACCUCCAACCUGUUCUCGCUCACAUAUGGAUUGGUUAUUAGAAACCCCGAGAUGAAAAAGUUCUUGGGUAUACCCAUAAUACCCGUGACACCUCCUUCUUCGACUGAUAAAAAACCCGCCUUCUCAUUUUUCGAAGCACUCAAAAAAUAUGCAGCAGCCCAACAACAGAAGUCUCUACAAUCAUCACCUGGUGAAGCAUCAAAACCUACCACUCCAAGAAUCCCUUCUUCAGCUGUUCUUAAUCAAAGGCUUAAAAGCUUGGAAAAAGAAGUCAAAGGAAGGAAGAAGGGAAGGAAAAGGUGA
Messenger RNA from Fraxinus pennsylvanica, 1482 nucleotides. NCBI's taxonomy places the organism in Eukaryota, Viridiplantae, Streptophyta, Magnoliopsida, Lamiales, Oleaceae. The record is from the annotation of a GenBank genome assembly.